Caenorhabditis briggsae is the source of this 1794-nucleotide messenger RNA. RefSeq names its product Protein CBR-ADS-1 (gene Cbr-ads-1). The transcript has 6 exons. The record is from RefSeq and is a predicted model, not a curated record. Gene Ontology annotation, biological process: lipid biosynthetic process. NCBI's taxonomy places the organism in Eukaryota, Metazoa, Nematoda, Chromadorea, Rhabditida, Rhabditidae. Gene Ontology annotation, molecular function: FAD binding; alkylglycerone-phosphate synthase activity. The coding region runs from base 1 to 1794 and encodes 597 amino acids.
AUGUCAUCAGCCUAUCAAACACUUGAGCACGACGUGCCGCAGUCUUAUCGCGACAAGAUCCUCAAGUGGAACGGCUGGGGAUACAAUGAUUCGCAAUUCGCCAUCAACAAGGAUGGUCAUGUGACGUUUACCGGAGAUAAAUACGACAUCUCCGGCAAAGUGAUGCCCCACUUCCGUCCAUGGUUCGAGAACUAUCUCGGAAUCGACCUCAACUACGUCAGCCCAGCUCAGAAGCUCUCCGACGUCGUCAUCGACGCACCAGUGGAGAACGAGGAUCUUAUCGAUUUCCUCAAAGAGAACAAUAUCUCCUUCUCAAACUCGGCUCGCAUCCGUUUGAUGCGCGCUCAUGGCCACACUGUUCACGAUAUGGUCAACUUGAGAGAGGGAAAGAUUCCACGUCUUCCAGACGUCGUCGUUUGGCCAAAGACCGAACAAGAGAUCGUCAAGAUUAUUGAGGGGGCAAUGAGCCAUAAUUGUGCGAUUAUUCCAAUUGGAGGUGGUACGUCGGUGACGAACGCUUUGGACACCCCAGUCACCGAGAAACGAAUGGUUAUCUCGUUGGAUAUGGCGCUGUUGGAUAAGAUUCUCUGGAUUGAUCGCGAGAAUUUGACAUGCAGAGCUCAGGCUGGAAUCGUUGGACAAUCAUUGGAGAGGCAGCUCAACAAGAAGGGUUUUACUUGUGGUCAUGAACCGGAUUCUAUCGAAUUCUCGACACUUGGAGGAUGGGUGUCGACUAGAGCCAGUGGAAUGAAGAAGAAUAAGUACGGAAACAUCGAGGACCUAAUCGUCCAUCUCAACUUUGUCUGCCCAAAAGGAAUCAUCCAAAAACAAUGCCAAGUACCUCGCAUGUCUUGCGGCCCCGACAUUCAUCAAGUUAUCCUCGGAUCGGAAGGAACCUUCGGUGUCGUUUCCGAAGUCACCAUGAAGAUCUUCCCCCUCCCCGAAGUCAAGAGAUACGGUAGUUUCGUGUUUCCCAACUUCGAGAGCGGUGUCAACUUUUUCCGUGACGUCGCCAGACUACGCAUUCAACCCGCCUCGCUUCGUCUCAUGGAUAACGAUCAAUUCGUGAUGGGACAGGCGUUGAAGGUGGCUUCUGAUUCGUGGUGGGCUAGUUUGAAGAGCUCGGUGAGCAAGAUGUACAUCACUUCGUGGAAGGGAUUCAAGGUUGAUGAGAUUUGCGCGGCCACAUGUGUCUAUGAGGGAAGUCGCGAGGAGGUGGAUCAACAGGAGGAGAGGCUGAAUAAGUUGGCUGCUGAAUUUCAUGGAGUUGUUGGAGGAGAAGAGAAUGGACAGUAUGGGUAUAGGCUCACUUUUGCUAUCGCCUAUUUGAGAGACCUCGGAAUGAACCAUGGCGUCCUUGGAGAGUCCUUCGAAACCUCCGUCCCAUGGGACAAAGUUCUAAGCCUCUGCAGAAACGUCAAGGAGCUCAUGAGACGUGAAGCCAAGGCUCAGGGAGUCAAGCAUCCAGUGUUGGCGAGUUGUCGAGUGACACAAGUGUACGAUGCCGGUGCAUGCGUUUACUUUUACUUUGGUUUCAACGCAAGAGGACUGGCAGAUGGUAUGCAUGUCUACGAUCGUAUUGAGACAGCUGCUCGCGAUGAGAUCAUCGCCUGCGGCGGAUCAAUUUCCCAUCAUCACGGCGUCGGAAAAAUCCGAAAACAGUGGAUGCUGACGACGAAUGGAGCUGUCGGAAUUGCUCUUUUGAAGGCAAUCAAAUCCGAGCUGGAUCCGGCCAACAUUUUUGCCAACGCUAACUUGAUUGAUAUUAUUGGAUCGCCGCAUUGCAAGUUGUAA